GUCCAGAGCUUCUCCCAGGACCCUGACCCUCCCUCCUGGACCUCUCGUAGCCUCGCCCUUUAUCUUAGAGCUAAGGGGGGCCCCCACCCCAGCUUCAGCUCCUUACAGACUCCUGGCUCCUUCUAGGGCAGUGCUUCUCCACCUUCCUAAUGCUGGACCUUAAAUGCAGUUCCUCAUGUUGCGGUGACCCCCAGCCUUAAAGUUAUUUUCGUUGCUACUUCAUAGCUGUUGAUUUUGCUACUGAUACGAAUCGUAAUUAACCAGAUCACAACAGUGAGCGUGGAGCAGUUCGGACCGGUCAGGCACUCGAGCAGGUAGAGCCGAGACCUCGCCCCCGCCCCCAGCCGGCGGCUCGGAGGUGCGGAGGUGCGGAGAGGCGGCCCGGGCACCGAGUCAGAGUAAAGCGGCGGGACCCAGACAGUGUGUUUGGGAGCGCCGCCUCCAUGGCCACGAUGCCUUUGGGCCUGUCAACCAGGAGCGCCCGCUUCGAAGAAGGAAGCGAGGUCUUCCUGGAGGGACCGGUGGACUGGGAGCUCAACCGCCUGCAAAGACAAUGCAAGUUGAUGGAGGGGCAACGACGGACAUACAGCAAGGAGGUUCACCAGCGCAUCAGCAAGCAACUGGAGGAGAUUCGGCAACUGGAGGUGUUGCGAGCCAAGCUCCAGAUGCAGAUCAGCGUGGCGCAGAGCCAGGUCAAGCGACUGAAAGACAGCCAGCGUUUGGAGGACAUGGACCGUCUACUCAAGUGCAGGGCUCAGGUGCAGGCGGAAACAGAGGCGCUGCAGGAGCAGGCCCGGGCACUGGACAAGCAGAUCCAGGAGUGGGAGAACCACAUCCUCACCCAGAGUAAGAAAGCCUCAACUCCUGGUGUCAUCUUGAAUCAGAAGAUGAAGAUUCAGAGAAGGAUCCAGAUUCUAGAAGACCAGCUGGACAGGGUCACCUGCCACUUUGACAUCCAGCUGGUGAGGAAUGCGGCCCUGCGGGAGGAGCUGGACUUGCUGCGCAUUGAGAGGGGUCGGUACCUGAACAUGGACCGCAAGCUGAAGAAGGAGAUCCACUUGCUUCGGGAGACAGUCGGAGCUCUCAGCACGUCCUCUACCUCUGCUUACACCGCCAGGGAAGAGGCCAAGACCAAGAUGGGCCUGCUGCGGGAGCGCGCAGAGAAGGAGGUGGCUCAGAGUGAGACAGAAGCACAGAUCUUGCAGCGACAGAUCUCACAUCUGGAGCAGCUGCACCGAUUCCUCAAGCUCAAGAACCAUGACAGACAGCCAGAUCCUGACAUUGUGCAGAAGCAAGAGCAGCGAGCCUGGGAGGUGGCAGAAGGACUCCGAAAGACCUCCCAAGAGAAACUAGUAUUGCGUUAUGAGGACGCUCUGAACAAACUGGCCCAGCUGACUGGCGAGAGCGACCCUGACCUGUUGGUGGAGAAAUACCUGGAGUUGGAGGAACGCAACUUUGCUGAGUUUAACUUCAUCAAUGAGCAGAACUCAGAGCUACACCACCUUCAGGAAGAGAUUAAAGAGAUGCAGGAGGCUUUAGUGAGUGAGCAUGCCAGUCAGGACACCCAGCACCUGCAGCAGGAGCAGCAGUGCCGAAUGUUACAGCAGGAAGUGGACACGGUGUGCUCUGAGUCCCAGCAGCUGGAGGCACGCCUUCAGGCUCUCCGAGCUCAGCUGGAAAAGCUCAAAGCUGAUAUCCAGCUUCUCUUCGAAAAGGCUCAGUGUGACAGCAGUGUCAUCAAGGAUCUCCUUGGGGUCAAGACCCACUUGCGGGAUAGGGACAUGCGCCUCUUCUUGAGCACCAUCGAGAAGCGUCUGGUGCAGCUCCUCACAGUGCAGGCUUUCCUUGAGGUCCAGAACCAUACCCCUUUGGCUGAAGUUGCCCUUCUGGCGCUGGGCCAGAGCCAAGAGGACCCUCCAAAGAAGACCACCCCACUCCAGCCUCCGGACACCAUGGAGGACCCCCCAGGUUUUGUGGUCAAAGAGGAUUAUCCUAUGAGCAAGGAGGAGCUGCUGAGUCAAGUAGUGAAGUCGGUGGAGCUCCAGGACCUCCAGCAGCAGGAGGAGGCCACCAGGAAGCUGGAAAGCAGCCCGAGCUUGGCCUUCUCCAGUACUCAGAUCUCCCUGUCCGUCCCCAGCCUGGGGACCCCCAAGAGGACCAGCGUAAUCCCUGAGUCCAUUCUGAGCCACAAGACAAGCCGAGGCCGUGGCGCCAGCUCCAUAAGCCACGUCACCUUCGGUGACUCUGGCUCAGCCGCAGGUCCCAUGACCUUGGCUUCUGUCAGUGCCAGUGUAGCACUGGUGUCUAGUCGGGGCUCUGUGGUGGGCCGUGGGGCCUUCAAACACACCAGCUCCAGCAGCUACCUGGGUUCCACUGGCUACCUGGAGACCAGCCGCGGUCAGGAGAGCACAGGAGGCGGCGCGCAGAGCCAAAGCAUGGGAUCGGAGUUGAGUAGAGGCCACGGCUCCAGCAGCGGCCCAGGAUCCAGGCCCAGCUCCUCUACCAGCAAGGACUCGAGGGGCUACAACUAGGCCUGCAGGCCUUCCUGCCCCAGCCCUUGGCAGGUUCUCUAGCCUUAGUCUCCCUCCUCCCCAAACUCUCUGCCCCUUUCUGCCCAGGCCUCUUGAGUUCCCCCAUCUCUUCCCACCUCCUGCUUGUUGUUAGUUCCUCUGCCUCGGCUUUGACUCUGUGUCCCUCUUACUCCGUGCUUCCCACCUCUGCCCUGCUCAUCUGUCUCCCAAGCAUCCCUGCAUCUGACGUCUCUGUCUCCUUAUUGGACUCCUCUCCGUUGCCUAGGUGAACUGUAACAAUAGGAAAUAAAGGUCGGAGCCCAGCCUGGUUCCUUCUAGUGUGUUCAGAUAUGGCUUCAGCUGUUUCCAGCUCAGGGAAAAAUAUCUGUGAGCCUGUUUCUGCAUCUGCCUACGCCAGUGCCCAUCCAUCUCUGCAUCCACCCACCCAUCCAUUUUCUGCCUUUUCCCUAUUUCUAGCUCUGCUGAAAUCUGUAUCAGUCAGGACAGGCUGUGCUGUGCUGCAGUAGCCGACAUCCCCUGCAUCUGGCUCUUAGGUAGCCAGAGUUUCUCUUGCCUCUUUGUGGGUGACUUAGGACCUCUAUUUCACUUCAUGCUCUUGUCUGACAAAACAACCUCAGUCUGGAGAAGUGGGCCUGGGAAAUAAAAGAUGGCAAAGCAGAUGCAACUCUUGGAGGUCAACUUGGAUCCACUGGUCCCGUCAUGCAUAUCUCCUAGUGGAACAGGCUUUGGCAGGGGAUGGGACUUUACAGACAACCCUGACUGGCCCCACAGUGGGCCACAGUGAGCUGCGUGUUGAACUGAGGCACAUUAGGACACAGGGGAUGGCUCCUGUCUGAAGUGGAGCCAUGCCUAAAUGCUGUCAGAAUUUAACCUAGCCAAAUCCAGAGCAAAUUCAUCAUUUGCCCUCUAGGCCUCCCUCCCUCCAGAUGGGUCAAAGCACCUGUACUUCAUGGGGGCGUGUGAGAGUAAAAACACUUUGAUGCCUGUGAGGCAUCUGCCAUGGCCUGCCCCCUACAACACGGACCCACAGCGGACCGUCGAUGCCUGUGAGGUGUCUGCUACAGCCUGCCCCCUACAACACGGACGCACAGACCUCAGCGGACCAGGAAGGGGAAACUCAGGAAAUGGAUGACGGAUGGAGGGAUGCAUGCAGAAGGGAUGCCUUGACUAUGUAUACCACCCAUCACGCUGCCGGUGUUGUGCACACGGCUGCUAAACUGUUGCCUGUAGAACGAGAAAAAGUCUGUACGUUUUCAGUUCAGAUGCUCAUAAAAGUAUUCCCAGUGUGUG
This is a messenger RNA of Alexandromys fortis (reed vole), 3821 nucleotides long. It is a transcript of the gene Odad1, whose product is annotated as outer dynein arm docking complex subunit 1. Gene Ontology annotation, biological process: outer dynein arm assembly; cilium movement. Bases 444 to 2531 code for a protein of 695 amino acids. The transcript is spliced from 16 exons. The record is from RefSeq and is a predicted model, not a curated record. Gene Ontology annotation, cellular component: axoneme. NCBI's taxonomy places the organism in Eukaryota, Metazoa, Chordata, Mammalia, Rodentia, Cricetidae.